AUGCAGGUAUUGUCAGACUUGUUUUGCACCUUUAUGAUAGACGUGACCAAUGAAUUUGAGCUACCAACUUAUACGUUCUACACUUGUGGUGCAACCCAUCUUGGUCUUAUGUUCCAUUUACAGAGCCUUAGUGAUGAAUUUAACAGAGAUAUUAUUAAUUACAAAGUUGGCCCUAAAGCAAGACUUUCUACAUCAACAUAUUUCAAUCCAUUUCCAGCAAAAUAUUUGUCCUCUAUAGUGUUGGACAAGGAAGGUGGAGCCACCAUGUUUCUCGAGCCCCAUGCAAUCAAAUCCCUUUUAGGAGACAAGAAUAUACCACCGGUAUACCUUGUCCGACCGAUGUUGAGCCUUAACAACGUUAAUGGUGACAACCUGAGUUCAUCAUACCAGAAUAUUAUGAAAUGGUUAGAUGAUCAACCCGUUUCAUCUGUAGUGUUCCUCUAUUUUGGUAGCGAAGGAAGUUUCAAAACAAAGCUAGUUAAGGAAAUAGCUUAUGCUCAGGAGAAUAGUUGGUGUUGGUUUUUGUGGCCAUUGAGGCGACCACCACAGAAAGAUGCAGGGCUUCCAGUGACUGAAAAUUUUGAAGAAGUAUUGCCAGAAGGGUUCUUGCAAAGAACACAAGUGGUUGGAAAUGUAUUGUCAGACUUGUUUUGCACCUUUAUGAUAGACGUGACCAAUGAAUUUGAGCUACCAACUUAUACGUUCUACACUUGUGGUGCAACCCAUCUUGGUCUUAUGUUCCAUUUACAGAGCCUUAGUGAUGAAUUUAACAGAGAUAUUAUUAAUUACAAAGUUGGCCCUAAAGCAGAACUUUCUACAUCAACAUAUUUCAAUCCAUUUCUAGCAAAAUAUUUGUCCUCUAUAGUGUUGGACAAGGAAGGUGGAGCCACCAUGUUUCUCGAUCUUACACGAAGGUUUCGAGAAACCAAAGGCAUUACGAUAAACACGUUUGUUGAACUCGAGCCCCAUGCAAUCAAAUCCCUUUUAGGAGACAAGAAUAUACCACCGGUAUACCUUGUCCGACCGAUGUUGAGCCUUAACAACGUUAAUGGUGACAACCUGAGUUCAUCAGACCAGAAUAUUAUGAAAUGGUUAGAUGAUCAACCCGUUUCAUCUGUAGUGUUCCUCUAUUUUGGUAGCGAAGGAAGUUUCAAAACAAAGCUAGUUAAGGAAAUAGCUUAUGCUCAGGAGAAUAGUUGGUGUUGGUUUUUGUGGCCAUUGAGGCGACCACCACAGAAAGAUGCAGGGCUUCCAGUGACUGAAAAUUUUGAAGAAGUAUUGCCAGAAGGGUUCUUGCAAAGAACACAAGUGGUUGGAAAUGUCAAUGCUUCAUUAUCAAAGUUGAACCUGAAAUUUUUUGGUUAA
Messenger RNA from Capsicum annuum, 1365 nucleotides. Its product is annotated as UDP-glucose flavonoid 3-O-glucosyltransferase 6-like. NCBI's taxonomy places the organism in Eukaryota, Viridiplantae, Streptophyta, Magnoliopsida, Solanales, Solanaceae. The coding region runs from base 1 to 1365 and encodes 454 amino acids. The transcript has 3 exons. The record is from RefSeq and is a predicted model, not a curated record.